CGACAAAUGCAAAAACGAUUUUGAUUUAGAAACUUUUAAAUCAACAAAUAAAAUGAAGACUUUAGCGACUGUUCUUGCAUUCAUGGCUGUCGUUAACUUUUCAAAUUCAUUAUUGAUUCCAACGAUAUGUACAGGAGAUUUAAUCAAGACAGAUUGUUUCGGUGAAUGUCCACCAAGAUGCAUAGGAGUGCUUCCAAUUGAUUGCACGUUCAAGUGUAAGAAAGGUUGUAUGUGCAAGGAAGGAUUUGUGUUUGAUAACAGAUAUAAAUGCAUUAAGAAUGAAGGAUGUAAAAAUGGAUUUGUUCAAAGAAGAAUUGGAUAGAUUUAAGGAUAUUCGGUGAUGGUUUUUUAAUUCUUUAAUGUAUCUCAAAACUCUAAUCUAGAUUAAAUGAAAGAUAUUCAUAAGUGAAUGACCUUUAACUCAGUUAAAAAUAAGUUUUAUCACUCGAUUAUUCAUAAUAAUUGUAGGAUGAGGUAUUGACUAUAAGAUAUGAUGUAACCAAAGCCUGAAUUAAAAAUAAUAAAAUUGAUAAAACA
Molecule: messenger RNA, 537 nt
Organism: Chironomus riparius
Lineage: Eukaryota; Metazoa; Arthropoda; Insecta; Diptera; Chironomidae
Source: the annotation of a GenBank genome assembly